Messenger RNA from Aphanomyces astaci, 1786 nucleotides. RefSeq lists its product as hypothetical. The record is from RefSeq and is a predicted model, not a curated record. Lineage: Eukaryota; Oomycota; Saprolegniomycetes; Saprolegniales; Verrucalvaceae. Gene Ontology annotation, molecular function: transmembrane transporter activity. Gene Ontology annotation, biological process: transmembrane transport. The coding region runs from base 40 to 1668 and encodes 542 amino acids. Gene Ontology annotation, cellular component: membrane. The transcript is spliced from 2 exons.
GCCAGUUGCAGAUUCACCAUCUCCACAGAAAGUGACGUCAUGCUGCCAGUGGUGCCUCUGGUACUGACAAAGCAGGCGUCUUCGUUCAGGGAGCGCAUUCAACACGCUCACAGCAGCGUGGAUCUGUGGGCCAUGGGCAUCACGAUCGUCAUUGGCGGGCAGUUCUUCUCGUGGAAUGCUGGGUUGACAUGCGGCACCGUCAGCUUUGGCCUGUCCGUGCUCGUCAUGGGCGCCGCCUACGUGUGUUUGGCGUGUUCUUUGUCUGAAAUCUCGAGCAUGCUGCCAUUUGCAGGUGGGGCGUAUGGCCUGUCACGGUGCACACUCGGGUUCUUUCCGGGCUUUAUCCUUGGCAGCUGCGAAGUCCUCGAGUACAUUCUGUACGUGUCCAGCGUGAACGUCAUGCUUGGAAAGACCGUGGCCGCGAAAUGGCCAGUGCUCGAGCCGUACGUUCCUCUUGUGUGGCUCGCUGCGUACGUCGUGGCUUUUGGAAUCUUGACGGUGGGGGGCCGGCUCUUUUGGCGAAUAAAUCUCGUGUUUGCAGUUGCCCUGAUGCUCCAACUAGUCAUAUAUGUGGUCGGCUCUGCCACGUAUGUUGACAUUGCCCAGCAAGGAGGAGGGGCACAGCACUACGUCGUGGGCGGGUUGUACGAAUGGUGCGCCUCCUUUCCCAUGGCUAUGUGGUUCUACGUUGGCAUCGAGGCGCUAAAUACGUUAUGCAACGAAGUGGACAACCCUAGAGCUACCAUUCCUCGCGGUCAGUUGACUGCGAUAGCGACCGUCUGCACCUCGGCCAUUGCCGUUUACUUCGUCGCAAUCAGCUUACCCCCCGGAGUGGCAUCGCUGUCAUCCGUUCUGAACGUCCUAAACGGGGGGUUCACUCAAAUCCUGGGCAUUUCCGACCAAGAUGCCUCCCUGUUGAAUAUCCCCGCGCUCUUUGCCACCAUGCCAGGGCUGUUGCUAGCCACGGGCAACAUCAUCACCGCCUUGGCCGAAUCCAAACUCGUUCCCUAUCGCCUGCACCGCCGCCACGAGACCUUUGGGACCCCCGCCCGCGCCAUGGCGGCGGCCACAACACUCAGCUUUGCCUUGUGUUUCUGUGCUAUGUACCAGCAAAACGCCGACACGACCAUGUACUAUGUGAGCAUGUUCUUCGGCUGCAUGACGUACAUCUCGCAGUGCAUUGGGUACAUUUUCCUCAGUCGGCGGUACCACAAGAUGCCGCGGUCGUUUCGAAGCCCGUUUGGAGUUGCUGGGGCGAUGUACGCGAUGAUUGUGUUCUCUAUCAGCGCGCUCUCGAUUCUAGCGUGCCAGAACCACAGCUACAGCUCCACGGUGGCGAUCGCCGGGAUAUUAACGGCGCUUUCCGUGUAUUAUCACGGGUAUGCCAAGUCAAGGCAGUCCAUUUCAGAAGACGAGCGCAAACUGCUCUUCUUUGCACAUGUUGCAAACCACAACAACGCCAAGAAGAAGCAGCAUCAAAAAGCAAAUCGACGAAAGAAAGGUCUGUUCCGAAUCCUUGCGUUCCUGGGGCGUCGGCGGUCGUCGGUAAUCGAGACUUCCAUGACCAAGAAAGCCUGCAAGUCGACAUCUGUGGCACCGACUCAAAUGGACGUGGCCACGUCGUGCUCUGAUCCCACCGAUGAUCUGAUUCCCUCGUCCUCGAAUUAGUCCGACCGGCCAACUGGUGCUGCGUACACUCUCGACAUCGCCUAUUUCGUUCGUAACUCCCCCACUCUCCAAACGUACCAUAGUUUACUUAUUGCUCAUAAAUACAUGUGAUUUUCUC